Messenger RNA from Odocoileus virginianus texanus, 3085 nucleotides. Lineage: Eukaryota; Metazoa; Chordata; Mammalia; Artiodactyla; Cervidae. The record is from RefSeq and is a predicted model, not a curated record.
CAUACUUUGUUCUUGGCACCAGAGGUGUGACGACGAAUGAAGAAGACAAGCUUCCUUGAGGUACGUCAAUUUCAGUUCCUGAUGAGAGCUAAUAGGCAGAAAAUACAGCCUAAGGAGAGUCCAGAGUGUGAAGAGGCACGUGUGCAGCUUUAGAGAUUCUGGAAGCGCACCAGGGUUAUACACGUUUGAGCAAUGAGCUGCAUGGGGUGAGGGAAGGAAUCCAGUUAGUCUGACGAGCUCAGAGUGAGCCAUUUUGAUGUUUUCUGACACUUUUCCUUACUUGUCGGACUCAGGAGACUAUUGACGACAUAGAUAAGUAAAUGUUCUCUGGGGACUUCCCAUACUUCUCCAUAUUUCUAGGUCCAUCGCUGGUUGAACACAGGGACACAUUUCCCAUUUGGAAGUCUCUUCUUCCUAGAGCUAGAACUUUGAAACCCUAGACAAGCAGAGCAUGCUACCUUAUAUCAUAGCUACUUCCUAAUUCCUGGUUCCAGAUUUUGCAGUAGGAAUGGGAGUGAUGGUAGUUUGCAAGGAGAGUCCCAGCGUUUCACUUCUCCUGUUCCCCAACACUCUGCAGUCCCCUGGUGACAAGUGGAAUCAUCAUCUCUGAGCUAGAAGUCACAAACUCAGAGCUAGUGAGGCUUCUCCUAUUGAGGGGGCACAUUCACUGUAAUGAGCAGAAGAAAGUGACUUCUACCAUAAGAAUAAGGAGGAAAAAUUGGACAGUGAGCUCCAGGAAACUGGCUACCAGAAGUCAGGAAAAGACUCAAUAGUUUGUCUCAAGAUAGCUCAUUAUCUUAAGACAUCAUCCUGAGUGGAACCCACCCCUCUGCCUGUCAUCCUUCCCAGGAAGAAUGAUGAUACAGGUAACUGAAUUGAAAACUUCAAAGUGAAGAUGAGGCAAAUGAAUCUGUGUUCAAAGGAAACAAGGAGAAGGAACCAUGUCUAAGUGAGAUUGACUAGGAAUACUUUCUUGGAACUGUUGAGAUGCAGUAGUUAUUUCAGGGCAUGGAUACACAGGUCCAGGAGACAGAUUAGGACACUCAGGAUGGAAGGGGCCAUGCUCUAAAUGGAUAUGUUGUGGCCAUGGAAGUCGAUAAGAUGGUUAAGGAAGGUGCAGGCUGAAUGUCUAGUGAAUUGAGAGACAAGGGUGAUUCCUGGGGUGGGUGUGAUCCAGCGCAUAGAGUGGUAUUGGUGAUUAUCUCUUACUUAACUGGACAUGCCCACUUAUCUUCAUAUAUUAUGCAUGUUGUUCAUAAAACACUUAACAUCAACUUUUUACAGGGAACAGUGAAAGGUGGACCCUGCUGCUCAUGCUAUGGAGCCUGAGAGCAGGAGAGGUAUUUGUCAAACUGUGAAUGUCUUUAGUGAUUUGAAUUUAACGGCAUGUUGUCUUUCCUUUGCCCUGUAGAUUUCAAAAACAGCAAAAGCAUACGGCCAAAUGUUGGAAAAUUACUCUAGUGUCACUGAAUUUUAUCUCCUUGGCUUCCCUGGCUCUAAAGAACUACACAAUAUUCUCUUUGCCACCUUCUUUUUCUUCUACUCUGUGACAUUAAUUGGAAACAUGGUCAUAAUCUUGACAGUCUGUGUUGAUAAACGUCUUCAGUCUCCCAUGUAUUUCUUCCUGGGUCACCUCUCUGUCCUAGAGAUCCUGACCACAUCUGUGGCCGUCCCUCUGAUGCUCUGGGGUCUGCUUCUUCCUGGGAUGCAGGCAGUAUCUUUGAGUGCCUGUUGUGUACAACUGUAUUUGUACCUGUCUUUGGGAACGUCGGAGUUGUUAUUAAUAGGAGCGAUGGCUGUGGACCGUUACGUGGCUGUCUGUAACCCUCUGCGGUACACCAUCAUUAUGAACAGCCACACCUGUCUCUGGGUGGUAAUUGUGUCCUGGGUAUUUGGCUUCCUGUUUGAAAUCUGGCCAGUCUAUGCCACGUUUCAUCUUACUUUCUGCAAAUCAAAUGUGCUAGACCAUUUUUACUGUGACCGAGGGCAACUGCUCAAACUAUCCUGUGAUAACAGUCUUUUCACAGAGUUUAUUCUGUUUUUAAUGGCUGUUUUCAUUAUUGUUGGUUCGAUGAUCCCUACAAUUGUCUCCUACACCUGCAUCGUAUCCACCGUCCUCAAGAUCCCCUCCGGCUCUGGCCGCAGGAAAGCCUUCUCUACCUGUGCUUCCCACUUCACCUUUGUUGUCAUCGGCUACGGCAGCUGUUUGUUCCUGUUUGUGAAACCCAAGCAAACGCAGGCUGCUGAGCACAACAGGGUAGCAUCACUGAUGGUUUUAGUGGUGAACCCUUUUCUGAACCCUUUUAUCUUCACCCUCCGGAAUGACAAAUUCCUAGAGGCCUUUCGAAAUGUCAUGAAACGCUGCCGUCAACUCCUGAAGGGUUAGCUGUGUCCUGAGGAUGGACUCAUUACCUUGGGCCUGAGUAAGCGGAAAGCACAGAUUAAAAUCUGAAAUAAUCAUGUUCAUCGGCACACUGUUUGUGAUCUACAAGGUAACUUUUAAAUACUGACUGCUUCAGUUGAUAAGUGAGUCAUUCCUAUAUGGUAGGCUGUUGUUUUUAAGUGCUUAUAUUCAUUAAUACAUAUUACUGUAGUUAAAAUGCUUCUCACAAAAUAAAUUUUAAAACUGUAAAUAUGCAAGCUAUUAAAAAACACUGAGUUGUUUGAAAGGGAAAAGCAUUCAUAAUGUUGUUCAUUGUCUUACAACUGACCUAAAUGUUUGAUUCUAGGUGCUGGGUCAUCCUCACCUAUAUUGUUUUGUGAUUUUUCUGGUUUUCUCACUGCUGGAAGUUCCCUAUAUUACUUCCAUGAACAAUACCAAGUCCAGCUUCAGGGAUCAACAUUAUUGAGGCUUCUGCUCCAAGGUUCAACAGUGACAGUGGCUUCCUGUAAAUUUUCUCGACUGACAAUUGUGUUCAUCCUCUCCUGGCACUUUCUUUCCUCCUUCCUCUCUGUAGCUCUCUUUCUGUGGUUCCAGGUCUUUAAUUCAUUUCUGGGUUCUUUUCCUUUCCCCCUCACACACCCCAAGUUUACCACACUAUUUUCCAGCUUUCCACAAAUUUGUCCUUCUCCCGUCUCUCCAGCA